Clavispora lusitaniae ATCC 42720 is the source of this 1356-nucleotide messenger RNA. RefSeq lists its product as uncharacterized. Gene Ontology annotation, biological process: DNA repair; DNA damage checkpoint signaling. Gene Ontology annotation, cellular component: checkpoint clamp complex. Lineage: Eukaryota; Fungi; Ascomycota; Pichiomycetes; Serinales; Metschnikowiaceae. The record is from RefSeq and is a predicted model, not a curated record.
AUGUCUCAGCUUUUUAUACCGUCGUCGCCCGAUCAGAAAUCCCCUCCGCCAAGUUCUCAAUAUGUUGAUUCUAAUUUGAAGUUCUCAGCGUCGACCAUUCAAGUGGCUCAUAUGGCUGAAAUCUUGGGUGCAAUCACGUCUAUCCAUCAUCAGGCACUAAUUAUCAUCAACGACUCAGGAAUUACCCUAUAUUCCGAGUACAACCAUAUCCUUAAUGCUCAGUUAACAAUCGACGCGUCGUUUUUUUCUGUAUUUGAGAUUACUGGUGGCGAAGACACCUCUGGAUCAAAUCGAGAACUACGCUUGGGUGUAGAUGUUCUGCUCAUAAGUGAUUCUUUUGCUGCCGCUGCUUCCACGGCUUCGGCACCAAGAGGCAAAUACGGAAACGGAUCGUCUACGGAGACAGUAGUUUGCUACAUGAAGUAUGAGGGAGAAGGAAGUCCAUUGAUCAUAGAAUUCGAAGAUCGUUUGAUGAGCGAGCAAAUCGAGUUUGCUACAUUUUUCAUCGAGACCGAAUACCCUUAUGACACCUUGACGCUGCAGCAGAAGGCAGAAGACCAUGUGCUUCUAAUCGAUCGUGAUCUUAUUCAGUUUGAGGUGAUUCUCAAAGGAGAUUUGCUCUCGAAUUUGUUACAGGAUCUACAAAACCUCAAUACCCAAGAAUUAUAUAUGCAAGUAUCAAACCAAGCAAAAAGAGGUACAGUGACGCAGCACAAUGAACUCAAUUUCAUCUCCAAGGGCUCGAUCGGAUACCUGAAGCUUAUAUUCCCGAACGGGAAAACAAUGUUGGAGAAACUAGAAAUCUUCCAGCAAGAAAACGGCAAAGUGGUACCAAUUAAAAGCACAGUACUAUCGUGUUUCAAUUUCCUGCCUCUUGCAAAAACACUCAGGGCGGUGAAAAUGUCUUCCAAGUGUAAAAUAAUGAAAGAUUCAUCUGGAGUUCUCUCUUUGCAAUUAUUGUGCAAAAAGCCUACAAGCUCAAAUUAUCCGGGAACUCUCAUCACAUUCAAUAUGCUAGAAACUGCGGUCAACACGAAUGAUGUAGGACAGCAAGUGAAUGUGGAUGUCGAUGACAUAUUCGAUGACCAGCUCUACAGAUACAUAAAACAAGUCGAACCUUCGGGAUCGAGAGCUGAAAUAGAAUCCAGAAUCCCAGACUCUGACGAAAAUGCUGUUGUUGAAUUGCUGGCAGAUUCACGGCAACCGUUUUCGUAUGCAUCUUUCAAGAGACCUCGGAUUAGUCAUGGCCCAGAAGAGGGAACUUCCAAGUCAAGGAAGCCGGAGAUUCAAGACGAUGAACUUGCUGGAGACGUCACCACAGUGGGAGGUGCCAUUGAGAUACCUCUUUUCCUAUAA